Molecule: messenger RNA, 4210 nt
Organism: Phalaenopsis equestris
Lineage: Eukaryota; Viridiplantae; Streptophyta; Magnoliopsida; Asparagales; Orchidaceae
Product: pentatricopeptide repeat-containing protein At4g13650
Exons: 4
Coding region: 72-3290 (1072 amino acids)
Biological process (GO): RNA modification
Cellular component (GO): intracellular membrane-bounded organelle
Molecular function (GO): protein binding; zinc ion binding; RNA binding
Source: RefSeq, a predicted model, not a curated record
AUAAUCUGUCUACGUAAUAGAGACAGAGAAGAGCAGUUUGAAAGCUGUAUCUGGUAGAUAGAAUUUUCUAUAUGCUCUUUUCUUCCUCUCCAGCUCUAACUCUCCUCCAUCCCUCAGUUUCCAUCUUCCCUCGAGGAAUUGCCAUCAGCCAACAGAAUCCUCGCCCCGGCUUCUUCAAGUCAUUCAUCUGCAAUGUUCGCGGACUUGGAUCCAUCCGCCAUGCCCAAGCUGCUGUUCUCUGCGACUCUUCAGACGGUGAAGUUGAAGAAAAAACUCGAUUGGAGUUUGGAAAAGGUGACGCUUUUUCUAUUCUUAGCUUCAUGGAGCAACGCGGGGUUCGCCCUAACCUCCACACAUAUGCAUCGGUCCUUGAGUCGUGUUUCAGCUUGAGCUCUCUAAGAGGAGCACAAAGAGUCCACGGAGUGACGGUGAAGCUGGGUAUUGAUACAGAGAACUUGUUAUCCAGUCGGCUCUUUAUUAUCUACUUUACUCUGGGUGAUUUUGCUAGCGCAAGCAAGCUGUUUGAUGAUUUGUCUGAAACUAGUAUUGCUAAACUGAUGGCGGACCAGCUUCGCCUAAAUGAGAAACUUAAAGUCAUAAGCUUUUUCACGAAUGUUUUGAGAGAGUGCCGUAACAUUGAUCCUGUAAUAUUCAGUAUUGCACUGAGAGCAUGUACUGGCAACACGCGCAGCUAUGGCUGCUGGCCUGUGGUGCAGCAGCUUCAUGGUAGAAUUAUUCGGCUUGGAUUAGGGAUUAAUCCAAUUGUUUGCAAUCCUUUAAUCGAUUUAUAUUCAAAGAAUAAGAGUAUAGACUCUGCAAUUUUGGUUUUUGAUGAAAUGUGUUCAAAGGACAAUGUUUCAUGGGUUGCCAUGGUUUCUGGUCUCUCUCAAAAUGGGUUCGGAAAAGAAGCUUUCAAUCUCUUCUACCAUAUGCAUCAAGCUGGAGUAAUUCCCACUCCCUAUGUUCUAUCCAGCAUCCUUAGUGCCUGUACUAAGACAGAACUUUUCAACGAGGGAAUUGGGAUUCAUGCGCAGGCCUUCAAGUGGGGAUUCUGCUCAGAAACGUUUGUGGGAAAUGCGCUUAUCAGCUUUUAUUCACGAUUCCUAAGCUUGGAUUUAGCCGAGAAAGUAUUUGAGGAAAUGGUAGUUCAUGAUGGAGUCACAUUUAACUCCAUGAUUUCAGCUUAUGGGAUGCUUGGAAAUAGUGAAAAAGCUAUAUCUGUCUUCAAGGAAAUGCAAAGUUCAGGCUUUAAACCUGACUCAGUGACCGUUGCGAGUCUUCUCUGUGCCUGUGCUUCUGUUGGAGCUAUUUGGAAGGGCAAGCAGCUCCACUCCUAUGUGUUGAAAGCUGGAUUAUCCUCAGAUUAUAUUAUCGAAGGCUCUUUGCUUGAUCUGUAUGUAAAAUGCGCAGAUAUAGAAACCUCGCGCAGAUUAUUCGAUUCCACAGACAAAGAAAAUGUGGUGCUGUGGAAUGUAAUGCUUGUAGCUUAUGGACAGAUGGGUGAUUUAACUGAGUCCUUUAAUUUAUUCUCUGAAAUGCUGGUUUCAGGUUUGGAGCCAAACCAGUACACCUAUCCAAGCAUACUAAAAACAUGUACUUACUAUGGAGAACUCGAUCUUGGCGAGCAGAUCCAUUCCAUGGCUGUAAAAACUGGUUUUGAAAUGAAUGUCUUUGUCUGCAGUGUGUUAAUAGAUAUGUACUCCAAAUGUGGAAUGUUGGAAAGUGCAAGGGGGAUCCUUGACAGACAGAUGGAGAAAGAUGUCGUCUCUUGGACGGCGAUGAUUGCAGGUUAUGCGCAGCACGAGCAUUUUGUUGAAGCUCUGAAAACAUUUGAGGAAAUGAGAUUUAAUGGGAUCCAGCCUGAUAAUAUUGGAUUGUCAAGCGCAAUUAGUGCUUGUGCUGGACUGAAAGCUAUUGGUCAGGGACUGCAGAUCCAUGGCCAAGCUUAUGUUUUGGGUUAUUCUGCUGAUAUAUCGAUUGGAAAUGCUCUCGUGAACCUUUAUGCAAGGUCUGGUAUGAUCAUGGAGGCUUAUUCUGCGUUUGAGAGUAAUGAGGUUAGAGAUGAUGUGUCAUGGAAUGCUUUGAUUUCUGGUUUUGGACAGAGUGGUCACUAUGAAGAAGCGCUAGCAGUAUAUAAACAGAUGAAUCAGAAGGACAUUAAAGCUAAUCUGUUCACAUAUGGCUCAGCUGUUAGUUCUUCAGCUAAUAUUGCAGAUUUAAAGCUGGGAAAUCAGGUACAUUCAAAGAUGAUCAAAACUGGUUAUGAAAUUGAGAUAGAAGCUGGUAACUCACUUGUCUCCUUGUAUGCCAAGUGCGGAAGCAUCAAAGAUGCGAAGCUCGUGUUCAACAGUAUGCCCACGAGGAAUUCGAUUUCUUGGAACGCCAUUAUCACAGCUUGUUCGCAACACGGACGUGGCAAGGAAGCUCUGCAACUAUUUGAGGGGAUGAAGAAGGAGGGCGUGAAGCCGAAUGAUGUUACAUUCAUUGGUGUUCUUACAGCUUGCAGCCAUGUCGGACUGGUGACCGAGGGGCUCCAACACUUCCAAUCGAUAAGCAAAGAGCAUGGACUCGUGCCCAAACCCGAGCACUUCGUGUGUGUGGUGGAUCUUCUCGGACGGGCGGGACAAUUGAAUCGUGCGCUGCAAUUCAUAGAAGAUAUGCCGAUUGUCCCGGACUCAAUGAUAUGGAGGUCGCUUCUCGGUGCAUCUACAAUCCAUAAGAACAUCGAGGUCGGCGAGUUUGCCGGCUGUCAUCUCCUCGAAUUGGAACCUCAAGAUUCAGCAACUUAUGUUCUUCUGUCGAAUCUGUAUGCAGUGACAAGGAGAUGGGAAUGGAGGGAUAGAAUGAGGCAGGUGAUGAAGGAUAGAGGAGUGAAGAAGGAACCCGGGCGGAGUUGGAUCGAGGCCAAGAACGCAAUCCAUUCCUUCUUCGUCGGCGAUCGUCGGCAUUCAUUAGCAGAAGAAAUCUAUGAGCACUUGGAGGAGUUGAAUAAGAAGGCAGUUGAGAUUGGGUAUAAGCAAGAUCGCUACUUUCUUCUUCAGGAAAGUGAAGAAGAACUGAAGGAUUCUACUGCUUGGAUACACAGUGAGAAACUUGCUGUGUCGUUUGGGAACAUGGAGCUGCCAGCAGAGGUGCCCAUAAGGGUGAUAAAGAAUAUUAGGGUUUGCAAUGACUGUCAUAACUGGAUGAAGUUUGUGUCUCGAGUUAUGGGUCGGGUGAUUAUAUUGAGAGAUUCUUACAGGUUCCAUCAUUUUGAAGCAGGAGAUUGCUCUUGUGGAGAUUAUUGGUGAAGAGGUGGUGAUUUUUUUUUCCCCUUGGUUAAGUAAUGUUUUUCCUUUUUAAAAUUUUAUUAAAGGAAAUGAGGAGAAGAUGGUGGUUGAAAUCGCUUGAAAGAAAUGAAAAUAAAUAAAUAAGGAGCCUAAUACAAUAUAAUCAUUCCACUUAUGUUUUGAUCAAUUAAUGAUUUACAUACAUACCACAACAAACUUUCAUAUUUACGUGCCACCAAAAACGUAUUGCGCUAAAGAAUGGCCCUCUGUCUGCCUCUGUGGUUCUUUCGUUUACGACAUGCGAUACUCUUAUAGACAGCCCAAGGCUUUCGUCCACAACUACGAGAUCCUCUCAUUGCCUCCUUGCUUCCACAGCCACCGAGUGAGGUUGCUUCUCUAUUGAUGCCAAGAAAUAGGUCGUUGGCAGACAAAUACAACCUACCAACAUUGAUCUCGUAGUUUCACUGCAGCGUGAGGUCGCCCCAAGUCCUUGGCCGAUCUGCCCGUCUUCUCCUUGCAAUCUAUACGAGAAACGAAGAAAUAGUGCUGCCUGCAAUAAUGCAAGCAAAUCCUCAAAUUCUCCAGAAUGGACAUCAGCAAAUGUGCAAAGGAAUUGGGAGCUGGAAACCUCGCAGCAACUGCAGCGGCCUCUUUCUUCUGCUCGUCCUUGGCAACUGCUGCUCGUUCUUCUGUAUAAAUGUCACCGCUUGUGGAGUCACUAACAUGCCCACUAAAAGCUGCGAACUGCCGAAGAGCAACAUCUUCUACAAAGAAGAUUCUAACAUGCUGGAUUCGAAGAACUACUGCUUGCAGACAAUGACAAUGUGCUGCCUUCAGUUGAACCAAGGCUUUUAAUAUUGUUGUAAUUUUACUUCUGAAGUUUUUUUUUUUUAACUGUAAUUUUUUGAAAUUCUGAAGCUUUUCAUGUACUCUAAAAGUUG